AUGGAUGAAGAGGCGACCGGCGUAGCAGUGCAGAUUGCUGUGUUACGAGGAGAGCAUUUGGGAGAUAACAGAAACCAGCCCUUUCUCAGCUUUGUGGGUGCUGAAUUUAAUGGCGUGGUGUUGGGAGAAUCACAGAAGCUGCUGGUGCCUAUGGAAGAAGAUGUGAACUACAACUUCACCUGUGGCUUUGAAUGUUCAGAAGUGACCCACACCCUGAAUGAUCUAGCACAUAAACCCGUCAUAUUAACCCUGUUUGAGAUCCUCCCAAAAGAAAAAAAGAAAAAAGAGGAGAAGACUUUUGUCUUGGGCCAGGCUGUUGUGGACCUGCUUCCUCUGUUGCAUGGGCAGUGUAGCUUCUCCUCCAUUGUGGUGGUUCACCCAGCAAAUGGAUCACCCAAUGCAACUGUCUUGCAGAAUGGAGGAAUUAAGCCAACGCUGGAAGUGACAGUCAGUGUACCAGAGCCGUUGCUCUCAGACACCCAGCUCUCUCAAUCUAAUCUGUUCACCAUCACAGUGGAGACCGCCUACUCUGUGCCUGAGGUUUGGAACAAUGCUGCUGGGCCUCAACAUUGUUAUGUAGCUGCUCUGCAAGUCCCCCUAACAUCACAUGAGGAAGAGCAGACAUUGUUGUUCUCCAGUGGUGUCUUAAAAAUGGGUGGUGAAAGAGAGCCAGUGCCUAGAGGCAAAAAAUGGCCCCUUGGUCCAUUCCUCGCCCCAGACGCCCAGUUCAUCCCAGGCAUCUCCAUUGUCGACGGGCCUGCUAAUCUGGAGCAUAGUGACCUUCAUACUGUUGCGGAUGAGGUAUUUCAAAAAGAAGCUGAGUGUAACAGUAAAAGAGUGAGCUGGGACACAGCGCGCCGCUGUUUUAUGGAUGCAGGCGGAACAACAAGUCUGUCACACAGAAUUGUUGAAUGCAGCCUGUGGCCAGUGGAAGUUAUGAAAUGUGUGCAGUCUGGACCUUGCAAAGCAGGAGGAAAAGGAGGAAAAUCUGUAAGUAAUGAUAAACUGGAGGAUGGGAUUCAGAUUUCUUUCCAUGGAGUGGCCUAUGUCAACUUUGCACCUCUGCUGUACCCUGGGGUCAGGCAUAUCCGUGGGGCAUACAGAAUCCACCCAUUCUCUGAGUCUGACCUCCUAAUGAAGACCAAGAAGCAGGAAAGUGUGAUGAAUGAGAGCAUGAAGGCACUGGUAGCAGAGACUAGUUUUUGUCCAGGGUCGUCUUUACUCUCCGGCAGGGCAACACCCAGCAGUGUGUUGGGAGGCAAAGGCAAUAAAGAAGAAAUGAAAAAGGUAAAACCAGCCCAGGCAGAGGGUGUGACGGACAAUGAGCUGCAAGUGGAUCCUGAAGCUCAGAUGUAUGCAGAGUCGAGAUCAUACAUUAUUAUUGAAAUUGCCUUGGAAAAACCAUUGAUUCCAAAAAGACAGCCAGAAGAGCUUGCAAGACGAGUGAGAGAGCUGAUUCCUCCCAGGCCUCUGCAACCCCGAUAUUCAGCAGGAGCAGAGAGAGCUGUGCAGGAGUACCAAGCACAGAUGAUGAGCAUAACGGUACAGGUGUUGCAGCAGUAUGAGCAGAUGUUUGGAGCUGCAUUUGUUCCUGGUGCCAAGCCUCUAGACCCUGCCACCCAAGAGCAACGAAAAACUCGGUUGUUUGGAGAGCUGAACUGUUCUGGGAAAUACUUUGCCUUCAAGGAACAAAUGAAAUACUCAGUAGUGCGGAUUGUGCGUGAGAAGCUGCUGAGGACGGAGGCAUUUACCAACCAAGAGCAACUGCAGGCUUUCCUGAGUCAACUCUACAUCUUCCUGGUGGACGAGAUGCAUGUUGCACUUAAUAAGACCUUAUCAGCUGAAGAACAAGGGUGUCAGGCAAAGCCGCCGGACUGCAGUCAGCUCAGGCAGUUUGCCAAAGAGGCUCAGCUAAAUGAGGAUUAUCAACUAGCUGCCCACUAUUACCAAGAGCAACUAGCCCAAGAUCGGAGCAAUCCGUCCCACUGGUUUGAUUAUGGCGUGUUUUACAUGUGCACUGCUGAAUAUAUGAAGGCUGAGGAGUGCUUCCGUCUGGCUGUAUCUGUUGACCAAGAGCACAUACCCAGCUUACUUAUGUGUGGGAUUCUGUCAGAAAUGAAUGGUCAUUAUGAAGAAGCAGAGACCUUUUUUGAGAUGACCACAUGCAUCGAACCGAGCUCAGUGGUCACCUGGACCUUAUUUGGCUUGUUUUAUGUGGCCCAAGAGAACUUCAUUCAAGCAGAUAUGGCAUUCAGGGAAGCAACUAAGCAGCUGAAAGCAGCCCUGGGGUACAGCAGCCCAGGACAGAGAACAGAGACUGUGUGUGAUAAUCACACUCAUUCAGAGGAUAAUACACCGGUGGACAAACCAGCUGUGGAAGAACACACUGAGGGUGAGACAGAAGUACAGGACAAACCUCAGAGCAGUCAGGAGCUUAGAGCAGAAGAGGGUGACAAAACAAGAGCUGAUUCUGCACAAAAUUUCCCUCGAGACAAUCAGCCUCCCACUAGAGUUGAUACCACCAUCUACAUGGAGACAGUGAAGUUUCUACUACAGAGUUAUGCAUUGCAGAUGGCUCAGAGAGCUUUAGCUCAGGAGUUGUUGUGUCUAGAUGGAGGGCGAAGCAGCUCAUAUCAUUUGGCUCUGGCCCAAGUACAGCUGUUGAGAGGAGAGUACAGCAGUGCUGAGGCGAGUCUGCAGCAGGCCUUCAGUGAUAACUAUCAGAACCCUGAUAUGUGGGCCCUCUAUGGUCACCUGUACUACAUGAAAAAGGAUUACAGUCAAGCUCAAGAGUAUUAUGAAAGAACGCUGGACUUUGUGACAGAUGCUUCAGACACACAUACUAUUUGCCUGCGUCUGGGGUCCAUCUACUUAGAGAAAGGACAGUAUGCUAAAGCAAAGCCCACAUACAUGCAUGCCUGCAAGAGUUCUCCUUCCUGUCUCACCUGGCUCGGCUUGGGGAUUGCCUGCUACAAGUUGGGGGAGUUGAAUGAGGCUGAGGAAGCUCUGACAGAAGCUAAUACCCUCAAUAACCAGAAUCCUGAGGUCUGGGGUUACUUGUCACUGAUUUGCUUACAGACUGGAAGGAAACUUGAAGCAGAGCAAUCAUACAAGUAUGCUGUAAAGUUCAAUGUGUCAGAGGCACUGCUGCAGGAAUUAACAGAUGUGCAGACACAGGUUGGAUUUGGAAAUCCAAGUUUUUAAGAGCACCUGUACACCUAUAUUAAAAAAAAAACUGUUUAAGCAGUUGUGUUCAUGUAUUUUGGAGUGAUGCUGACCUCUUCUGCUCUUCGGACGUCGAACCUGCCUGAUCCAAACUGAUGAUCUACGUCUGGCUGGAGUCUCAUCACAUCGCUCCCAUGGAGGACAGCCCCAUAUGGACAGUUGAAAGACACAUUUGGAAGAU
Molecule: messenger RNA, 3406 nt
Organism: Neoarius graeffei (lesser salmon catfish)
Lineage: Eukaryota; Metazoa; Chordata; Actinopteri; Siluriformes; Ariidae
Gene: cfap70
Product: cilia and flagella associated protein 70
Exons: 26
Coding region: 1-3204 (1067 amino acids)
Biological process (GO): cilium movement; cilium assembly
Cellular component (GO): extracellular exosome; motile cilium
Molecular function (GO): protein binding
Source: RefSeq, a predicted model, not a curated record